Messenger RNA from Capsicum annuum, 1786 nucleotides. RefSeq lists its product as uncharacterized. The transcript is spliced from 11 exons. NCBI's taxonomy places the organism in Eukaryota, Viridiplantae, Streptophyta, Magnoliopsida, Solanales, Solanaceae. The record is from RefSeq and is a predicted model, not a curated record. Gene Ontology annotation, molecular function: protein binding. The coding region runs from base 195 to 1622 and encodes 475 amino acids.
GUUGUCAUGAUAAGAAAUACUGAGGCGUGCAUUAAUAACACUUUGCACAAUAAUAGUAAUUUAUAGUAAAAUAAAAUACUCAACUCCAACAAAUAGGUAGCUAUAAAAUUAAGCUGAAAAAUUCCCAAGAAAAAGAAGCUGAAAAAUUCCCCAGAAAAAAAGAAAAAUUUUCUGUUUGAAAGGUGUGGGAGGGCAUGCCUCUUGAAAGGGUUGACCAAUUGGAUUACAUGGCGGAUGACCGGGAGGGGACUGAUUCAUCUGAUGAAUUUGAGGGGGGAUUAUAUAAUGAGGAGACAAACCUUGAUGAAUACGAUAUGCCAACAAAAGUGACUGAUACAUCGGCUGCACAAGCAAGAAAAGGGAAGGAUAUACAAGGUAUCGCAUGGGAGGAAUUGAAUGUAACGAGGCAAAGCUACAGAUUGACAAGGCUUGAACAGUACAGAAAUUAUGAGAACAUCCCUUUGUCAGGGGAAGCUGUGGAUAAGGAAUGCAAACAAGUGGAAAAGGGUGGCAACUACUACGAAUUCUUUUACAAUGCAAGAUCCGUGAAGCCUACAAUACUCCAUUUUCAGCUAAGGAACUUGGUGUGGGCAACUUCGAAACAUGACGUGUAUUUGAUUUCAAACGAUUCACUUAUGCAUUGGUCAUCAAUUUCCCGCAACCUCUCAGAAGUUGUCAACUUCACUGGACGUAUCGUACCGACAGAGAAAUAUGCAGGAAGUUUGUUAGAGGGUCUUACACUGACCCAAAUCAGCACGAUGGCGGUGAAGAACCGUUUUGUGGUUGCUGGGGGCUUCCAAGGAGAACUCAUUUGUAAGAAUUUGGACAAGCCGGGGGUUAGCUUCUGUGCAAGGACCACUUAUGAGGAUAACGCUAUCACUAAUGCCAUUGAGAUAUAUGAAAGCGUCAGUUAUGGGCCUCGUUUUAUGGCAGCCAACAACGACUGUGGUGUGAGGGUGUACGACAUGGAAAGAUUUCAGCAGAUGAACCACUUCCGCUUCCCUUGGCCAGUGAAUCACACCUCGAUGAGCCCAGAUUGCAAGCUUUUUACUGUUGUUGGUGAUGAUCUACAUGGUUUACUUGUUGAUUCCCGCAGUGGAAAGACGGUGGCGUCGAUCAUUGGUCACUUAGACUACUCUUUUGCUUGUGCGUGGCAUCCCGAUGGCCAUACAUUCGCCACUGGGAAUCAAGAUAAGACGUGUCGAAUUUGGGACUUGAGAAACUUGUCCUCGUCUACGGCCAUUCUGAAGGGUAACAUCGGUGCUGCUCGAUCUAUCCGUUUCUCAUCGGAUGGACGGUUCCUGGUAGUGGCUGAACCUGCAGAUUUUGUCCACAUUUACAGUACUGAGUCAGACUACAAGAAACGUCAGGAAAUUGAUCUUUUCGGUGAGAUAUCAGGGGUAUCUCUGAGUCCAGACGACGAGUCCCUUUACAUUGGUAUCUGGGAUCGAACAUAUGGAAGCUUGCUAGAAUACAACCGAAGGCGUGCUUGUAGGAGAAUCCCACAUGGCGAGUAUGGAGGGGAGGGUGAAACGCUCUCUAACAAACAACUUCAUACCCCAAGCUCAAACCAGGAAUCCGUUGUGAAGGAAUACUUAUCACUCCACCACAAUUUCAGUUGAUCCAAAAACAAUUAUGAUACUGCAAUCUAGCUAGCUCCCGCGAUACGUGGUAUCCUAUUUAUUUAUUUUGUGUUGAUCUUGCUAUCAUUCCCUUUAGCGUUUCGCCGUUUUCUAGUGUCUUAGUUUGACUUGACACGGUAAAAUCAUAAACAUAUUGUGUAAGA